This is a messenger RNA of Cyclospora cayetanensis, 1236 nucleotides long. RefSeq names its product protein alan shepard-like. The record is from RefSeq and is a predicted model, not a curated record. NCBI's taxonomy places the organism in Eukaryota, Apicomplexa, Conoidasida, Eucoccidiorida, Eimeriidae.
AUGACGCGGGGUGUUACUCCCGAGUCUGUGGGCUUGGCAUCGGGUGCCACGUGUCUCUCCUGCAUGCAGCAGUUGCCAGGGGCCCCUCCUCUCUGCGCGAGAUCUGUGUUGGCUGCCGACGCAGCGGGAGCAGGAGCAGCAGCCGUUGCAGCAGCAGCCGUUGCAGCAGCAGCCGCCGCCGAGGGUCCCUUAGCCUCUUCGGGUCCUCUGCUGCGCUUCUCUGAGUGCAAGAGAGGUCGUUCGGAGAGCUGCGAUCCGCUGCUGCUGCUGCAGCAGCAGCGACACCAACAGCAGAAGCCUUGCGGCGCUGUUUACGCAGCCAUGUCGCUGCAGCACCCUCGAACGCCUCUCCAGUCUCCCGAGGAGGCUCCCGGGGAGUACCCUUUGCCGCAGCAAGCGGCUGCUUCCUUCUCGAACUCGGGGGGCCCCGGGGGGGCCCCCCUCACUUCGCUCAUGACGCAAGACUCGAAGGCAGCCAGUCCGCUUCUGCCUCAUGAUCGCAUGCACUGCACGAGGGCAGCAGCGGCUGCGGCGUCGCCGCCGCCGACUGCAGCAGCAGCUGCUGCUGCUGCUGCUGCCGCUGCCGCUGCUGCUGUCGACGUUCGCGCCGUGAGAGCGCGUCGUCAGCAGCAGCAGCAGCAGCAGUGCGCUCCGAGAACGCCUGCGGGGGGGCCCCCGCGGGGGGGCCCCCCUUCCCCCCCUUGGGGGGCGGCGGAGCCUGUCAGAGCGGCUCGUGGACGGAGGCAGUCAUGUUUCCGACGGAGUGGCUUGGUCGCAACGGGCGAAUCUGCAGACGACACGGCUUGUUGCGGGGAUGUCACCGGGGUGUCUACGCAGUCAACUUUCUGCGCGAAGACGAGGGCACCUACCGCUUCACCGUUCCCUUUCUGCUCACGAGACAGCUGCUGCAGCUGCAGCAGCAGCAGGAGCAGCAGCAGCAGCAACAGCAGCAGCAGCGCCUCCACAGCGUCCACGGCGACUACUCGCAGCAGCAGUGCGACGACGAGCCGCAACUCCCCAGGCGGCAAGGCGUGCGCAGGGGGAUCGGCUCUCCCCGGAGCUCCCCUCGCCGCCGCCGCUGCUGCCGUGAACGAAAUACGCAGCGGCCCCUUUCAGGGGUUCCCGGAGCCGACACUGACAGACGGCGAUCAAAUCGUGGAAGGCGUCCUUCGUGUUCUUACGGAGCCACUAGACAGCAUCCGCAGCAGCAAGAGCAGCAGCAGCAACAACAGCAGC